This is a messenger RNA of Schizosaccharomyces octosporus yFS286, 2156 nucleotides long. Its product is annotated as F-box protein Pof14. The record is from RefSeq and is a predicted model, not a curated record. NCBI's taxonomy places the organism in Eukaryota, Fungi, Ascomycota, Schizosaccharomycetes, Schizosaccharomycetales, Schizosaccharomycetaceae. Gene Ontology annotation, molecular function: protein binding. The transcript has a single exon. The coding region runs from base 474 to 1670 and encodes 398 amino acids.
AAAGCACUAAUGGAAUUUCAUGAUACUUCAAAAACCACCCUUUCUUGCAAGUACGUAAACAUGUAGAAAUAACGCUUAACAUAUAUUCAAACACUCUGUUUUAUAAGACAUGGAAGGACACUAAAUUGGUCAAAUGCAAACUUAUCGACACCUAAUUGAUGUCGUAAAUUUGAAGCCUUAGAAAGAUAAAAAAAAAAACCAAAUCGAGCUACAGGAACAUCCGAAAGAUAUUUGCAUGAAAAAGGAAAAUUUUUCUAUUUCAUGCUUUUCCUAUGAAAUUUGAGACAAUGCAAUGAGAACUAAAUGCUGAUCAUGUUCUUGUUUCGCCGUUCCUCGGUUAACACAAAUAAGACCUCCUCCUAUUCUAAUAGCUACUUUUGCUAUACAUUGCAGCUUAGAUUUUUUAAUUCAAUGAUUGAAGAUAAAUUUGAAAAAUUAAGAAAGAAAAUACUUGCUGGGAACUUACCUUCCAAAUGCUAGAAGAAGUGAAGUUGCAUAUUGAUCGCGAUGAUGAGUUUUUAAAAACUCUAAAAGGUAUACGGAAAAGAUUGCGAAAUCAAUAUUUAAAUCCUCAAAGCCUAGAAGAAUUCAUUCAUGCAUUGGCGCAUGUCCGAGCUAUGAAACGACUAAACUCGUUUUGUUCUAACUUUGGAGGAGAAUAUACAUCACCAAGUGAUCAAAUAAUCCAACCAGUGCAGGUAGCAUCAUAUCCAUCUGCAAAUUAUACAGAUGCUUCUCAUUCAAUGGAAUCUUCGUCUAUUCAUGGGAACAUGUUGGACUUAAUAAAUGACUAUGCCGAAUAUUCCACUCAGUCAAUAGUUAUGAGAACCAGAGACUCGAAUGUCGCGACUUCAAACGAAACAAAUACAACGGAUAUGAAAAAAACAAGUAUUCUAGACUGUCCAGAUGAGAUCCUUCUGUUAAUAUUUAUAAAGUGUUUCGAUUCUACAUACAAAGAAAAAUUCCCUUUUGCUUUUACCUAUCGCAGGGAAAAACACGCACUUAUUGAUGAUUUGCCUUAUACUUGUACUCGCUUUCGCAAGAUCCUAAAUCCUAAAAAUGAUGGGUUUUGGAAACGAGUCUUAGAUUUACACAAACGUUAUGUGAUUCCGUCAACUCAGGAUACUUGCUCUGAAGAUAUAUCCCCUCCUAAUGUUCAAAUACCAAAUGUUCUUCCUGUUAUGCUAGAUCCAAGUAUUCAAACGCUAUCAAACAAACGAACUUCAUUCAACAUGGCUUCGUCCUUCUUACCAAAUCAUACACGAAAUACCCUUUCUAGGGAAACUCACAGUAAAGAUACCUUUUACAUUGAGUUUGCUCGCAAUGUUGUUGGUCGUUGUACUGUGUGCGGAUUGCUUCCUAAAUAUACGAGAAAUCAGGAAUGCAUAAGGUCAUUCUACAGAGGAUCUAUUGCUACGAAUGUUUGUGAUCAGUGCUUAGAGGCAAUCAUAGACUUUUACGAACCAGUAAGUCGAUAUAAAUUUCAUGUCAUGAUAUAUCAAAUUGGUGUUGGUUAUAUUACUAGACCUGGCCAACGAUACCCUUCUUGGCUUUCUGAACAUGUUCAGUUUGCCAGAGACGAAGAGAGAGCAUAUAAAUAUAUUUCUUCUUCGCAGAUCGAAUUCGCAACCAGGCUAUAUGAACUAUUUCGCUCUCAACAUUCUUGCUAAUACUAAAGUAGAGAUGCUAAAGACAGAACUGUUCCAUUAACAGAAUCAUGUUCCUCAAGACCAUACUUAUUUUAAUGAACGAAUAAUAAAAUAAAAUUACUAUGAGAAAUGACCAAAACCCUUUUGUCAAUAUUAAUACAAGUACCGUAACCAACGAUGAAGCUUGAGAUAUAAUAAUAUCCUGCAUAGGUGAAUCGGAAAAGGAAAAACGAGGUAAAAGGGUACGGCAAGUAAGAAAGUCUACCGAUCAUGAGCUUUAUACCCGACUAAUAGAGCCUUUUUCUUAAGAAGGCAAACGUUGAAAAAGGAUAUAACUUCGUCCCUUAAAAAAGUUUCGCAAUGACCAUAUUAUUCAAAGCAACAAAUUAUAUAAGUUAGUAGGUUGCGAAUAGCAUAAAAAUCAAGGCCCUUCUAAAAAAGUGUUUGGGCAAAAGAUGGGACUUAUCAAUUGGAUGGCAUAAAUAGUAAAAACAUUCAAGAAAAGGA